Messenger RNA from Symbiodinium sp. CCMP2592, 1302 nucleotides. The record is from the annotation of a GenBank genome assembly. NCBI's taxonomy places the organism in Eukaryota, Dinophyceae, Suessiales, Symbiodiniaceae.
AUGCGAAUUUUCGCCGUGCACGGCUGUGCCUCCGCGGUUCGAAUUCUGCAGGCGAGGGCGUUGACCAGGUGCAGCCAGGACUGCUUUCUGUCACGAGGAGGACUCAGACAUCUUCGAAGCGCGAGGUCCGGAAGGUCUGGGACCGCAGACCCCGCAGCGGCCGUGAAGAACUCUGGCCUUGGACGCUUGUCUGCGCCUCGCUCCGAUGGACUUGGCGCAGAGCAGCCCUCCGCGCCCCACCUGCCCGAAGAACCGGCUGCCGAAGAUGCGGACUUUGUGGAUGAGGGGGCUGGCGAGGCAAUUGCCGUGGAUGCGCUGGCACCAGCAGCAGCCAUGCUGCACAAGAACGCCCUAGUGGAAGGCUUUGACGAGCCUCUGCCCCUAGAGGCACUGGACCCGCAGGACUCGCUUGACAAGCUUCCACACGUCGCUGGUGGCCACAGCCGACCCCUGAAGCCGCCUUACGAGCACAUCCCUCGCGCUCCGCCAGGGCUCCUCCAACGCCUGGCCGAGGUGGAGAAGUUGGAGGGCAAGUCCAAGGGCUCGAAGCGGACCAAGCGACGAGGACAGUUUGAGUUUGACGACGACGUGCCCAUCCGAGUCCGGGUGCUGGAUGUGGAUGCCCUGGCUUUGGAAGAGCUGCACAAAGCCUUCAUGUACACUUUGGUGCGGAGGCGACCUGCAGAAAUUUGUGUGCGAGUGGCCUCAAGGCUUGCUGUCUUCCGGGAUAAGCCGGGCCAGCAAUCCUAUCAGAACCUCCUCCAGGACUGUGGGAGGCUGUUCGGCUCUCUCCAUGGCCCGGAGCUUCUGGCUCUCUUUGCCCGAUGCUUUUCCACCAUCUCCGUGCCCUUCAUGCUCGACUACACAAGGAAGUAUGGGCACUUCUCCCGUGGGUUCCUCGCAGAGCAGGUUGAGAAGAGUCUCCGGCCUGGAUUCUUCGAUUUCUUGCGGUACGAGGAGAAUGGUGGCGUCCGGCCGCUGCCGCUUCUCGUAGCAAAGCCAUGGAGCCUCGGGUCCUACACGCGGCUGAUGACCAAGAGCUACAUGAAGAGCCGCAUGCACGAGCAGCUGAAGCUGCACGGCCAUGUCCCGAAUGUCGAGCAAGACACCGACCCAGACAUGCCUGCAGAGGCAAGGGUCAUCGAGCAUCUCGCCCGUGCCGGGUCCUUGCGGGUCGAGGCACCGAAAGGGCCGUCACCAGAGGUCCAAAGACCUGCGAUGCUGGAGGCCAUUGUCCAGGUAGGAUGCUGCAAACGCCAACCCGGUUGUCACCACGGGCCCGAAAUUACGUCUGGUAGCUAG